AUGGGCAAGAAGCUGGUGACGGCCCAGAAGCGGGGAGAGACUCGUGCACUCUGCCUGGGUGUAGUCAUGGUGCUGGCUGCUGUCAUCUCCUACUACAUCCUGGGCACCACCAUGCUUCCCCUCUACCAGAAAAGUGUAUGGACCCAGAAAGUCACAUGCCAAUUAAUUGAGACCAACAUCCGGGACCAGGAGAAGCUUCAGGGCAAGAAGGUGGCCCAAUACCCAUGCCUAUGGGUCAACGUGUCAGCCAUGGGCCAGUGGGCUGUGCUGUACCACACAGAGGACACUUGGGACCAAAACCAGCAGUGCUCCUACAUCCCAGGCAGCCUGGACAACUACCAGGCAGCCCGAGCCGACGUGGAGAAAAUCAGAGCCAACUUCCAGAAGAACCAAGUUUUCGACUGCUUCUCGAAUAUGCAGGAGAAUGACACCAGGGUCCUGCACACACGCCUCUAUGAGCCCCGGACUCUUCUUUUAAAUCUCUUCUGGCCCACCUUCCUGCUGACUUGUGGCCUCAUCAUUAUCGCCAUGGUGAAGAUCAACCAGUCCCUUUCCAUCCUGGCGGCCCAGAAGUAG
This is a messenger RNA of Condylura cristata (star-nosed mole), 576 nucleotides long. RefSeq names its product potassium channel subfamily M regulatory beta subunit 1 (gene KCNMB1). The coding region runs from base 1 to 576 and encodes 191 amino acids. The record is from RefSeq and is a predicted model, not a curated record. The transcript is spliced from 3 exons. Gene Ontology annotation, molecular function: calcium-activated potassium channel activity; potassium channel regulator activity. Lineage: Eukaryota; Metazoa; Chordata; Mammalia; Eulipotyphla; Talpidae. Gene Ontology annotation, cellular component: voltage-gated potassium channel complex; membrane. Gene Ontology annotation, biological process: detection of calcium ion; potassium ion transport.